This is a messenger RNA of Verruconis gallopava, 330 nucleotides long. RefSeq names its product 60S ribosomal protein L30. Gene Ontology annotation, molecular function: RNA binding; structural constituent of ribosome. The transcript has 5 exons. Gene Ontology annotation, cellular component: cytosolic large ribosomal subunit. Bases 1 to 330 code for a protein of 109 amino acids. The record is from RefSeq and is a predicted model, not a curated record. NCBI's taxonomy places the organism in Eukaryota, Fungi, Ascomycota, Dothideomycetes, Venturiales, Sympoventuriaceae.
AUGGCCCCGAAGAAGUCGAAGAAGACCGCCGACAGCAUCAACUCGCGCCUGGCGCUUGUGAUGAAGUCCGGCAAGGUUGUGCUCGGCUACAAGUCGACGCUCAAGAGCCUGCGCUCAGGCAAGGCCAAGCUCGUCAUCAUUGCUGGCAAUACCCCUCCGUUGAGGAAAUCCGAGUUGGAGUACUACUCUAUGCUUGGCAAGACCAACGUGCACCACUUUUCUGGAAACAAUAUUGAGCUUGGCACUGCCUGUGGUAAGCUCUUCCGAUGCUCAACGCUCGCCAUCCUGGAUGCUGGUGACUCGGAUAUCUUGUCGACCAACACUGCUUAG